AUGGUUAGCUUACUUCAUCGUGGGUCCAUAGUGGCUCUGUUAAUUGUCUUAUUUUCUGGCGAGUUGACAUGUAUUUCAAUACUACGGGGUCCCAUUGACCGUAUUGUCAUCGAGGGUGAAACUGUUGUCUUUACAUGUCAGAUUAGGAACAAGGGGAACUUCAGGGUGUUCUGGUACUUCGACCGAGAUGCACGCUACCUUUCGGCUGACACGGUGUUUUUCGAGGACGCCCGGAGUCCAAGGUUGAGCAUCGUGGGUAAUCAGCGAAACGGCUUCUUCAACCUGAGGAUCUCCCCGGUGAGACGCACCGAUGCCGGCAUCUACCGUUGCGGGUUUGUUCCGGUGGGAUCAACCCAGCUGAUGGACGUGAGGGCCCGGCUGACUGUCCACGUCCCACCGCUGGACGGCUUCCCACGGUGUGAGAUCGACCCGCCUGUUGGUCUCGCUCUCAGGCAGAGAGCUACACUGACUUGCACGUCGGAAGGAGGCAUACCACCAGCCUCGCUCACCUGGCUUCAAAAUGGCACUCCAAUCACCCCUGCCGUACUGCACCGUAACGUCAUCGAGAGACUCUUCGACGAGGCCUUAAACGGAGUUGAAUUCACCUGCCAGGCAAAAAGCCCAGCUUUCAUGGGGGUACGUACUUGCUCUUUUGUCCCCCUUCGUAUCGACCCGACAGCCCGUAUAGAACCUCCACAACUUAUAGCCACGCCCGGUCAAGAUGUCACGUUCACGUGCAUAGCUGGUGGCGUGUCUCCUAUCGUUGAAUACAUGUGGGUCUUUGGCAACAUUAUUGUCCCGUCGUUGGAGGACGGUGACCGGUUUGUACUCACCAUGGACCAUGUAAGUUUAACAAUCCGUAAUGUUCAGUUAGUGGACGACAUGACCUCAGUGAGAUGUACUGUAGUCACGCCGAACGGACUCACAGCGACUGCGGGAGCCUUGCUAAGGGUUCUCCUUGCCGAGGACAUACCCACCACCAUCUUGGCUGCGACCACCACUUUGGCUGAGGUCACCACAGUAAUCCCAACAACUCUCACUGCAAAUCCCAAUCAGACUUUCCCCCUUCCGACUCCAGAAUAUGGAGGAGGGCUCGGAGGUGGAACAAUCAUCGGCAUAAUUAUCGGUGCCAUUGUUGCAGCCCAAAUCGUCAUCGCCUGUUUUGUGUUUACAGCUCACAAAAUUAUAUCAAAGUAUGAACGUCAUCGUGAUAUGGCUAUGGUGCCUUCUCUAGCCAGUUGGACCGGCCAACAGACGCACGUUCAACCCUACCAAGGACUUGACCAGACAGGCCGUUCCGCUUCAACCCUUCGUUACCUCAGCCUCCACCCACUCCGUGCACCCCCUUCCCGGUACUCAUGCGUCGACGUCGGGGUCUACGAGGCUGCAGUCGACUCCAACACGAACACCAUAGUAUACGACUCGGGAUACAUUCCAAACAACAACACCACCCAGCAGGCGAAUCAAGACUCGAUGGAUGACAUGAAUAACGAGUAUCAGCCUGUACCUACGGCACCACAAAUGGAAACAGCAUUCUACGAACAACCGAAUGAAUCGGCAGCCAUAGACCGGUCAUCAUCAAGGGAAGAGCCGUAUUAUGAACCAGCUGCAGAGGAGACUUCUACCGGCACCAAACAAGGGACGGCAGCAAGCCAGAAAGACUUAUACUACGAACCACCAGUAGAAGAGACACCUAUCGGUGAUGGUGGCAAACAAGGGACAGGAGCAAGCCAGCCAGACCUAUACUACGAGCAGCCACCAGUAGAGGACACACCAACCGGUACAAAACAAGGGACGCCAGCAACCCAACAAGACCUGUACUACGAGCCGCCGGUAGAAACAUCGACCGAUACCAAACAAGGGACGCCAGCAACCCAGCAAGAACUGUACUACGAGCCGCCAUUAGAGGACACACCAGCCGUUACCAAACAAGGCACGUCAGCAACCCAACAAGACCUGUACUACGAGCCACCUCCUAUUGAACUAAACGACCAUACAUUGUCAGACGAAGAGACCGACAAUUACGAACUCCCGCCUGUCGUGAACGACCAGCAGACGGCCGAGACGGAACCGGAGUAUUACGAACCGCCCGUUGAACUACAAACUACUGUUACGGAUUCACUCGCCGGUGAACACGAAUAUGACGUCACGCCUAACGAUGACAAUGAGUAUGAAAUUCCCGGCAAUACUGACAUUUAUGUGGAACAAGAUUAACGGCUUUUUUGACGUCCUCCAUUUAGAAAGACAUUGUACAAAAUGAGAAACAAACUUUGGGAAUUCAUCACCACUAGUGAUUGUUAAUGCAGUUUGAUAUGACCAUAAUUUUGUUAAUGGCGGACUUAUGGGACGCUAGGUGGCAGCAGACUUACCAGCUAAAUCAAUUUUCCUUGGGUGUGUGCGUGCGCAUGCCCAGAACCACGUAAACAAUGGAAAUGGACAUACGUCUGCUGCCUCGUAUCGUUCGUCGUGUAUACACAUUACACUUUGAGAUGAAGUACGGGGCAAAUUUUCAUAGAGCUGCUUAAUAAUUAAGCAAUUGCUUAAAGCCAUUAUACACUU
Molecule: messenger RNA, 2559 nt
Organism: Asterias rubens (European starfish)
Lineage: Eukaryota; Metazoa; Echinodermata; Asteroidea; Forcipulatida; Asteriidae
Exons: 1
Coding region: 1-2214 (737 amino acids)
Source: RefSeq, a predicted model, not a curated record